Molecule: messenger RNA, 963 nt
Organism: Periophthalmus magnuspinnatus
Lineage: Eukaryota; Metazoa; Chordata; Actinopteri; Gobiiformes; Gobiidae
Source: RefSeq, a predicted model, not a curated record
AUGGAGGGGGACACGCUGAGGAUGGAGGUGGACACGGUGAAGAUGGAGGUGGACAUGAUGAAGUUGGAGGUGGACAUGACGAAGAUGGAGGUGGACAUGAUGAAGAUGGAGGUGGACACAAUGAAAAUGGAGGGGGACACGCUGAAGAUGGAGGUGGACAUGACGAAGAUGGAGGUGGACAUGAUGAAGAUGGAGGUGGACACAAUGAAGAUACAGAUAAAGAUGGAGGUGGACAUGAUGAAGAUGGAGGUGGACAUGACGAAGAUGGAGGGGGACACGCUGAAGAUGGAGGUGGACACGGUGAAGAUGGAGGUGGACAUGCUGAAGACGGAGGGGGACACGCUGAAGAUGGAGGUGGACACGGUGAAGAUGAAGGUGGACAUGAUGAAGAUGGAGGUGGACAUGAUGAAGAUGGACAAGGGCACGUUGAAGAUGGAGGUGGACAUGACGAAGAUGGAGGUGGACAUGAUGAAGAUGGAGGUGGACACAAUGAAAAUGGAGGGGGACACGCUGAAGAUAGAGGGGGACACGCUGAAGAUGGAGGUGGACAUGAUGAAGAUGGAGGUGGACAUGAUGAAGAUGGAGGUGGACAUGCUGAAGAUGGAGAAGGACACGGUGAAGGUGGAGGUGGACACAAUGAAGAUGGAGAUACAGAUGGAGGUGGACACGCUGAAGAUGGAGGUGGACACAAUGAAGAUGGAGGUGGACACGAUGAAGAUGGAGAAGGACACGAUACAGAUGGAGGUGGACACGCUGAAGAUGAAGAUGGACAAGAUGAAGAUGGAGGAAGAUACUUUGAUAAAGGAGGUGGACCCGAUGAAGAUACACUCAAUAUGUGUCUAUAGGUUUAGAGAUGUGAGUGCUGUGAGCUUCACUCAGGUCACUCAGCUGAGCCGUCACCAGCGCCUCCUCAACGAGUGUCGACCAAUGAACGACAGCUCAGACUCCACUGAGGUUGACUGA